Rhodotorula toruloides NP11 is the source of this 1578-nucleotide messenger RNA. Its product is annotated as cytochrome P450, family 8, subfamily B (sterol 12-alpha-hydroxylase). The record is from RefSeq and is a predicted model, not a curated record. Gene Ontology annotation, molecular function: oxidoreductase activity, acting on paired donors, with incorporation or reduction of molecular oxygen; iron ion binding; heme binding. The transcript has 5 exons. Bases 1 to 1578 code for a protein of 525 amino acids. Lineage: Eukaryota; Fungi; Basidiomycota; Microbotryomycetes; Sporidiobolales; Sporidiobolaceae.
AUGGUGGAGCUCGAAGGGUGGCUACCGGCGCUACUGGCCGCGGUCGCGACGCUCGCUGUUGCGCAACUGUUGCUUCGCCGCUCCUCCUUCUCCUCAACCCUCCCCACCUACGGCCCGUUCUUCCUCCCUCCUUUCGUCCGUGGGCUGCUAGCGGUGUACAGCCUCGGCGCAGACGAGGAUGCGUUUCUUCAGGGCCUCAAGCGGGACUACGGGGCAGCUGUCUACAUCCCUUGGCCGAUGAAGACGACGUUCGUGCUGUCCAUCGAGGGCAUUCGAAGCGUAUACGCAGCCCCGAGGCGAAUUCUGAACUUUUACCCGAUUCGCCGGGAGAUGCAGCAUACGGUAUUCGGUGCCGCCCCCUACUGGAAGGACGAGUACAUCAUGGACGGCCACCUGUUCCCCAUCCACGCGCGCGGCAUGUCCAAGGCAAACUUGGCCGAGUCUCUCAUUCGGAUCGUCGAUAUUCUUCGAGUCUGUCUCGACGAGCUCGCUUCCAAAGUCGACAAGGCGCCGCAGGGCGAAGUCACGGUCGACUUGAUCAAGUGGACGGUCGAGACCUUCUACGACGCCACGCUUGCCGGUUUCUUCGGCAAGGAGUUCCUUCGGCAAGACCACGUCAACAAGCAGGAGCUGUACGACGCCUUCAACGCCUUCGACAAAUCCUUCCCAAUCGUUGCGAGCGGUAUGGUGCCGCCCGCCUUGCUCGAGAAGAUUCCCGACGUCAAGAAAGGUCGCGAAGGUUUCGAGGUGCUUACCUCGACGUUCCAGAGAUGGAUCCGUGACGGCUUCCAUGGACUCGAUGCGGGCAUCGUGCGCGAUAUGGCAGAGUUCGCCACGGAUCACAACCUUGGCGAGCGAGAAGCAGCAAAGAUCAUGGUUGCCGACAUGUGGGCGAGCAUGGCCAACGCACCCUUCAUGGGCGUCCAGCUCCUUCUCUUCCUUCUCCAAGCGCCAAGCGACAUCAGGCGCGACCUCCUCGACGAGAUCGACUCUUCCCUGCAAGCCCCAACAACCGAACAGUCUACCUUUUCCCAUCUCGGCCAAUCGUUCCCUCUCCUCACCUCUUGCAUCACCGAGACGCUCCGAGUCGGCACCUCGAUCUUCAGUGCCCGCAUCGUCGAGGAAGACUUCGUUAUCCCGGCGCAUGGCAAGUACGGCCAGACGGUCGUGCCCGCUGGCACUCGCGUCCUGAGCGCGCCGCGACCGCACCAUCUUGAUGACUCGUUCUGGAACGGGACUGCGAAGGCAUGGAAUGGGCGACGCUUCCUUGGCGGGAGCGCGAACUUGGCACGAAGCGUGUACGGCUUUGGCGGCGGCGUUUCGCGGUGCGAAGGCGAGCAUAUCGCUGGUGCCGAACUGAAGGCGUUCAUCUCGCUCCUCUUUUCGACUUUCGAGGUUGAGCUCGUCACGCCUUCGAAUGACGGCGACUCGGUCCGCCGCGUCGAAGUAGUGGGCAAUGAAGCGCCGGCGCUUCUACCAAGGCGGGCGGAUGGGCGAGUUGGCAUGGGCGCCUUCCAGCCGGCUGAGGGCGCAAGAUUCGACAUGCGGGUGAGGCGCAGGCAGCCUCUGUCGUCGUGA